Messenger RNA from Neopsephotus bourkii (Bourke's parrot), 3025 nucleotides. It is a transcript of the gene KLC4, whose product is annotated as kinesin light chain 4. The coding region runs from base 310 to 1917 and encodes 535 amino acids. Lineage: Eukaryota; Metazoa; Chordata; Aves; Psittaciformes; Psittacidae. The record is from RefSeq and is a predicted model, not a curated record. The transcript is spliced from 15 exons. Gene Ontology annotation, cellular component: membrane-bounded organelle; cytoplasm; kinesin complex. Gene Ontology annotation, biological process: microtubule-based movement. Gene Ontology annotation, molecular function: kinesin binding.
GGGGCGGGGCCGGCGGCCAUGUUGGAUUUAAAGGGGCUGCGCGGCUGAGGGUUUUGCUGUUGGGCUGGGCUCACGCCCUGACCCGGGACUGCGACCGGGACUGCGAGCGGCACCGCCAUCGAGACCGAGCGCCGAGCAGUGUGGUUGGCUGCCGAGCGCCUGGUGCCUGCGCCUCUGCUAGAGCCGGGAGUGCAGCGCGGUGGGAGCCGCGCAUCGCCGCAGCCUGCGCUUCCCCGCAGCGCCGGGGCCUCCGGGAGUGCCAGCGCUGGACAAGCUGCUGCAGGCAGCCAGGGCUGCAGAAGCAGGACUAUGUCCACCAUGGUGUACCCUAGGGAGGAGAAACUGGACAAGCUGAGCCAAGAGGAGAUAAUUUCCAAUACCAAGCUGGUGAUGCAGGGGCUGGAGGCACUCAAGAAUGAACACAACUCCAUCCUGCACAGCUUGCUGGAAACCAUAAAGUGCCUGAAGAAAGAUGAAGAAGCCAAUCUCGUGCAUGAAAAAUCCAACCUGCUCCGCAAGUCAGUAGAGAUGAUCGAAUUGGGGCUUGGAGAGGCUCAGGUGAUGAUGGCAUUGUCCAACCAUCUGAAUGCUGUGGAGUCAGAGAAGCAGAAGCUGCGUGCUCAGGUCCGGAGGCUGUGCCAGGAGAACCAGUGGCUGCGUGAUGAGCUUGCCAACACCCAGCAGAAGCUGCAGCGCAGUGAGCAGACCGUGGCUCAGCUGGAGGAGGAGAAGAAACACCUUGAGUUCAUGAACCAGCUGAAGAAGUACGAUGAGGAUGUCUCGCCUUCGGAGGAGAAGGAGGGUGACUCCACCAAGGACUCUCUGGAUGAUCUGUUCCCGAAUGAGGAGGAGGAGCAUGGUCCUGGACUGCCCCACCAGCACAGUAGUGCAGUGGCAGCUGCCCAGCAGGGAGGCUAUGAGAUCCCUGCACGCCUGCGCACGCUCCACAACCUCGUCAUCCAGUACGCCUCCCAGGGACGCUACGAGGUGGCUGUGCCACUCUGCAAGCAAGCACUGGAGGACCUGGAGAAGACAUCAGGCCAUGAUCACCCUGAUGUGGCCACCAUGCUCAACAUCCUGGCACUAGUGUACAGGGAUCAAAAUAAAUACAAAGAGGCAGCACAUCUCUUGAAUGAUGCACUCUCCAUCCGUGAGAAGACCCUGGGCAAAGACCACCCAGCGGUGGCAGCAACUUUGAACAACCUGGCUGUUCUCUACGGCAAGAGAGGGAAGUACAAAGAAGCAGAGCCCCUGUGUAAGCGAGCCCUGGAGAUCCGUGAGAAGGUCCUAGGCAAAGACCAUCCUGAUGUGGCCAAGCAGCUGAACAAUCUAGCCCUGCUGUGCCAGAACCAGGGCAAGUACGAUGAGGUGGAGUACUAUUACUGCAGGGCUCUGGAGAUCUAUGAGAGCUGCCUGGGUCCUGAUGACCCCAACGUGGCCAAGACCAAGAACAACCUGGCCUCCUGUUACCUGAAGCAAGGCAAAUACAGAGAUGCAGAGGUGCUGUAUAAGGAGAUCCUCACCCGUGCUCAUGUGAAGGAGUUUGGCUCUGUGGAUGAUGAACACAAACCAAUCUGGAUGCACGCAGAGGAGAGAGAGGAGAUGAGCAAGAGCAAGCACAGAGACAGCGCUCCCUAUGCUGAGUACGGCGGUUGGUACAAGGCCUGUAAGGUCAGCAGCCCCACGGUGAACACCACACUGAGGAACCUGGGUGCACUGUACCGGCGCCAGGGCAAGCUGGAGGCGGCAGAGACCUUGGAGGAGUGCGCGGUUCGGUCCCGGCGGCAGGGCAUUGACCCAAUCAACCAGACAAAGGUGGUGGAGAUCCUGAAGGAGGGCGAUGGCACAGAGAGACGUCGGAGCCUGGGGGGCAGCGUCAAGUAUGAGAAUGCCACAGACGGUAGCGAGGAAGCUUAAAUGCCUCCCGAGACUCCCUCUUUCCCCUCCACCGCAAUCACCUGGAUGUUUGUGUUGUAUCUUCCGACCUUUCCUCCACACCAUCCCUCCUUCCUCGGCAAGGACUCCACGCCAGCCCCCCAACCCUCCCGGCGCGCGAGGGCACCGCCACGCCUGCAAGGAGUGAGGUCCUGGCCAGCGCCAGCCCCAUGGCCAGCAAGAGCAGGAAGAAGCUGCACGGAGCUGCCUGCUCCCCUAGGCCAGGGCGACGGGCACCGUCCCCUCGUGUCCCCCCAACCCCAGCCUGCCCUUGUGCAUCGCUGGGGACCAGGCCUGCAGGGGAUCCUCUUCGCUCCAGGCAUUCCGACUCUGCUAUCAUUAGCCAUCCUCAGCCCUCCUAGCUUGUUCCCUCCAUCUCUGCAGAAGCCAGGAGCGAGGCAUGAAGAUGGGGAGCCCUUGUGGGGCAGGGAGGCCUGGCCUUGGCAGGGCUGUCAUGUGCCCAGUUGCUUUCUUCCCUGUAGGCUUAGCUGAUGUUAGUUCCCUGUAGCAAACCUGCGCUGGCCACUGGUGAGCUGGGCUCUCCCUGCAGCGUAGGGCAGUCCCUGUCUUGCUUCCCCCUCCCUGCUGAGCUCUGUGAUCUAGUGGCAGCAUGUUGGCCUCUGUGGGGCCACGGGGACAUAGGGUGGCCUGUAGCUACUGUACAUCCAAGACAAGGUGAGGGGGUGACAGCUAAGGGCCAUGCAUGAAGCAGGGACUUGCCAGGAUGAGCAUGUUUGGAGGCAACCUCCUGACCUAGUGCUGUGGCCUAAUUCCUGGUGGCAUUAAGGGGUGGAUCGGCUCCCCCUUGCUCCAGGGUCCCCAGGCAUGGUUGCUUGAGAGGUGAGGUGAAUCUGUUCACUCUUCCAUGCAGGCAGAGGAAGGGCAGGAGGAAAGCAGAGCUUUUCUGCAGAGGCCAGGCCCCACUCUGUUCGAAGUGGUUGAUACAGGGAAUGGGAUGGUUUGGAGCAGUGGUUGGGAGAAAAAUGUGCAAAGAAGGAUGUGAGGAAAGGAAGAGUUGGGGCUUGGAGUGCUCUGAGGAUGUGGAGGCAGAUGGGAUGGUUUGAGGGAGGUUUCCACAGGAGGAGAAGGA